CUAGGCUAGCUCCCAGACUGAGAAGACACGAAACGCACUCAGAGACUGCAGAAUAACGGGGAACAUUAGCAUUAACAUUAGCAUAACACGCUACACGUAUGGCUGUAAUAGAUAUCUUUUAUCCAGCUGUUGGGGAAAAUCCAUACGAUGUCAAGUACCCUACAGAAGAGACAGGCAUUCCUGAAGAGGGCAUUUCUGGAACCAAAACACCAAUACAAGAAUCUGGCACUGUCAGUGAUGAAUUGGAGAAGAAAGGUUUUCAGUCUCCCUCCUUGUUAGAAUCGGAUUGCCUUCAAGUUGUCCCAGAUGAGAUGAACGGAAGCACGCCAACCCAAGCUUUAGCACGCAGUGCGGUACACUCGGACAAAGAAGACUCAGAUGAAGCUCCCAAUUUCCCUGAUUCCAUUGCUGACCACCAGCCAGAAGAUCCAGCCCAAGAAGGGCACCCUGCUUUGGACACCACAUUGACACCAAAUAAUGACAUCGUUGGAGCCCUAACUCCGGAAUUUGGAGCCCUAACUCCGGAAUCUGGAGAUGUUCCUGCUGUAUCUUGGAGCUUGGACCAAGGCCUGGUUCUUACUGCUGGUUCUGAUGAUAAAAAGGAGGAGAAAAAAGAAAAGAACCAUCUUCAGAAGAAAUCCAAGGCCAAGAAGAUGAAGAAAAACAAACCAUAUCCAGGGAUUGCUUCAUCGGCUCACGGCCGGGGUAUCACAAAGGUGUUGGAGGAUCUGGGACCUUGGUGGGGGAUAGGUUUUCUGGUAGUUAUACUGCUAUGCAUGUACUCUGCUGAUGCUACCCAUGCACCUGCUUCGGUUUGCUCUGGACAAAUUGCGGUCCUGGAUUUGAAUACUCAGGGCCCUGUGAAAGGGCCGUAUACUAUAUAUAAGGGAAUUUUGCGGAAUGGCAAGGAGGUAUACUCAGAUGAGAUUGUGUCUAACUGUCCUCCAAAACCAUACGUCAUCCCAGCUGAUCAAAUCUACUUAUUCUGCAACUCGGACAACAGAACAGCCCUUCUUCUGGUGUUAAUUGUUACCUUGGAGAACAACAGCAAAUUCACAGUUGAAUUUACAACUCAAGAUGACAACCCAGGCUCUAAGGAGACUAUCCUGCAAGUCAAUGCCACUGAUUGCCCUUCAAGAAUGACAAAAACUCACAACGAUACAAACACAGAUAACAGCUCCAGUGACAAUGGUACCAGCAUCCCAACUAUUUGCGGUUCUGUCAUUGGAGUUCUAGCAUUACUCGUUGCCUUUGCUUUGGCUGGAUGCUGUUGGAUCAAAAGAUGCAAGAAAGAUGGGCUGCAAGAAAAUAUUGGAUUAGAUCAAGUGGAUGAGCGUGAUCAGCAGGCUGUGGCUGAGAACGGAUACCAGCCUGUAGCAAACAGUGAUGCUGCAGGAUCUGGUGAGAACCAGGCUCCAGUGUAGCUCAUAGUACAGACAGAUUGGUUUUCUCAGUAACUAGUUAGUGAAUUCUAGAGAAGUUGAUUUGAUCAAUUACUUGCAUGUUAUGAUUGCUGGUUCGUAGAUUAAUUGUUGUCUAAAUGCCUUGACAUGCUGCACUGCAUGUUUAAUAAAUUGCUUUGUUUUAAAAUAUUCCUUGUAAAUCGUUUGCCCAUGUAAUAGCUUCGAUUUCAUGAACUUUAAAUGUGGUAUAUGUUUUGUUUGUUGUAAAUGUUUGCUGCAUCUGUGGCAUUUUUGGCUUUGAUUAUUUUUAUUUGUUAAACACAGAAAUAUGCCAAAUUAACACAAGCAGUCAGGCUUUUAUAUUGUGUUUACUAGUUAAUAAUAGAUACGUUUCUCUUACUAUCUUGCAACUGUUGCACACCAAUAAAGAACUUUAUAUACAA
Molecule: messenger RNA, 1846 nt
Organism: Polyodon spathula (Mississippi paddlefish)
Lineage: Eukaryota; Metazoa; Chordata; Actinopteri; Acipenseriformes; Polyodontidae
Exons: 9
Coding region: 99-1424 (441 amino acids)
Source: RefSeq, a predicted model, not a curated record